CGCUCCGCACCGCUCCGCCCGAUGCGGGACGGGGGCGGCGGCCGCGCGGCUCUGCGCUGAGCCCCGGGAAGGCGCGGUGGGAUGCGCGGCCCCCGGCUGCCGGCGCUGCCCGCCCUGCUCUGGCUCGCCUUAGCCCCGCUACCCGGCCCCGCUGCCAGGGCUGAGCUGCGGGUGCGGGUGCGGCUGCCCGGCGGGCAGGUGACGGAGGAGAGCCUGCAAGCGGACAGCGGUUCCGACUGCAUCAGCCUGGAGCUGCGGAAAACCGACGGGGCGCUCAUCGGUCUCACCGCCGACUUCAGACAGGAGGUGAAAAUCUUCCGUGCCUUAAUCCUGGGGGAGCUGGAGAGGGGCCAGAGCCAGUUCCAAGCACUCUGCUUUGUCACACGGCUCCACCGCAACGAGAUCAUCCCCAGUGAGUCCAUGGCCAAGCUACGACAGAAGAACCCCAGGACGGUGCGGCAGGCAGAGGAGGUGCGGGGCCUGGAGCAUCUCAGCAUGGACGUAGCUGUCAACUUCAGCAAAGGGGCCCAGCUGAGCUCUCACAUCCACAACGUCUGCGCAGAGGCCAAAGAAGCAAUUUAUACCCGAGAAGAAGAUGUCAAAUUUUGGCUGGAGAAAGGGAUGGACGGCUCCAUGUUCGAGGUCCUGCCACAGACAUCUGACCUGCCCGACCUGCAGCGCUGCAAGCUGUGCACGGACCGCUGGAAGCCGUGCAUCUGCAGCUACUCGCUGAGCAUCGAGUGGUACCCGUGCAUGCUCAAGUACUGCAAGAGUCGUGAUGCUGCAGGCAAGGUUUCUUCCUACAAAUGCGGCAUCCGCAGCUGCCAGAAGGGCUACACCUUUGAUUACUACGUGCCGCAGAAGCAGCUCUGUCUCUGGGAUGAGGAGACCUAGCAGAGCUGGGCCAGGCCUCGUCAAGGAGUGGCUCGUCUGCCCUCCUGCUUGCAGUGCUGAGGGCCUCCUGGAGCUGGCUGCUCUGAAGAAGGAAUUUGGUUUGCAGCGAUGCCUUGUGCCAGGAGAGCUCUGUGAACGUGCCUUUCUUUUGGCCCCCUGUGCCCCCAUCCUGAUGCUGCCUCGUGCUGUGAUCAGCAGGUGAUGCUGUCCUGCACGGCUUGCUGGCCUGAAGCAGCAGGAGGGCUGUGCCUUGCCCUGCUCUGGAGGUGUGAAGGGGUCAGUUGCGAGCACCACGGCUGCUUUGGGGCAGGGGGAGAAGCCAUCCCACAGAGCUGGAUUGUCCAACAUUUCAGCCCUUUGCUGACUUUGCCACCUCCUGGUGAUGUGACAGCAUUUCCCAAUGGGAAAACAGCUGAGUUAUGGGACCACAAACCCUGAAUAAGGAAGGUAUGAAGCCCACCCAAAGCCUACCUGUAGCUUUCCUAGCAUCCAACCGCCUGCCAUGUCCUUCCUGUGGCUAUGAGGUGCUAUGGGGGGAUGUAUCCCAGCAAUUAUUUCCACCCCAAAGGGCUGGUAAUGAGGGCUCUAACUCACCCCCACUUAGACUAGUGAAGGCCCAACUUUUUGUGUUGGUUCCGUGCCUCACCCACUGAGCAAGAAACAUCCAGAAAUGUGUGACUGCCAUCCUAACAGUGCACUAUAAGGCAGGGGUGAUCCCAGAUGGGCAUUUCAGACAGGGGAAAACAACAUUCUGCAUCUACGCCCAGCCUUGCAUCCUACUUCACAAGGAGCUCUUAGGCAGCCCGUGCUGCUUUGCUGUGCCUUGGUUUGCCCUGUGUGUGAGCAUGGAUGGUGCCAGAGCCAACCAUACACCUGGAGGGCAUUGGACAUAAAGUGCUGCAGAGCGCUGUGAGUUCUUCCACUCGACUCAGAACAAGCAGGGAGAAGACAGGGGCUCUUGGGGCUAUAGGGAAGCCCCGUGCCUCCUGGUGAGAAGCCUUUGAUCGUGUGCCUUUUUGCCUAAAAUCCAGGAUUUUUUUUUGACAAAAAAAAAGAAAAAAAGCAAAAAAAAAAAUUGGUCACAAUUAUUUUUGUAUUGAUUACUUAAAGGGGAGGGGAGGGAGAGAAGGGAAAGGUAUUUUAAUACUGCAACAUGAAGUAAGAUACACUUGAAUGAUUUUUUUGUUUUAAAGAGAAAAGCAAUCCGAUUAUUUAUCAUUUGUAAGGUACAAUAAACUGAUUUUAUUUUUUUU
Molecule: messenger RNA, 2147 nt
Organism: Tympanuchus pallidicinctus (lesser prairie-chicken)
Lineage: Eukaryota; Metazoa; Chordata; Aves; Galliformes; Phasianidae
Gene: OAF
Product: out at first homolog
Exons: 4
Coding region: 82-894 (270 amino acids)
Source: RefSeq, a predicted model, not a curated record